Messenger RNA from Trichechus manatus latirostris (Florida manatee), 1006 nucleotides. RefSeq names its product potassium channel tetramerization domain containing 10 (gene KCTD10). Gene Ontology annotation, cellular component: Cul3-RING ubiquitin ligase complex. The transcript has 7 exons. Bases 127 to 867 code for a protein of 246 amino acids. NCBI's taxonomy places the organism in Eukaryota, Metazoa, Chordata, Mammalia, Sirenia, Trichechidae. Gene Ontology annotation, biological process: negative regulation of Rho protein signal transduction; protein ubiquitination; proteasome-mediated ubiquitin-dependent protein catabolic process. The record is from RefSeq and is a predicted model, not a curated record. Gene Ontology annotation, molecular function: protein binding; ubiquitin-protein transferase activity.
CGGAAGUGGUUUGCGGGCAGCGGAAGGGCCCGCCCCGGCCCCGCCUCCGCCGCCGGCUCGCGCGAGCUGGGUGUCUUCUGCCUCCCUCAGACCGGGUUUGGAGACUCCGGCGUCCUCCGGCUUUUCAUGGAAGAGAUGUCAGGGGAAAGUGUGGUGAGCUCAGCGGUGCCAGCGGCUGCUACCCGCACCACUUCCUUCAAGGGCACGAGCCCCAGCUCUAAGUACGUGAAGCUGAACGUGGGUGGGGCCCUCUACUACACCACCAUGCAGACGCUGACCAAGCAGGACACCAUGCUGAAGGCCAUGUUCAGCGGGCGCAUGGAGGUGCUCACCGACAGUGAAGGCUGGAUCCUCAUUGACCGGUGUGGGAAGCACUUCGGUACGAUACUCAACUACCUUCGUGAUGGGGCAGUCCCCUUGCCUGAGAGCCGCCGAGAGAUUGAGGAGCUGCUGGCAGAAGCCAAGUACUACCUGGUCCAGGGCCUGGUGGAAGAGUGUCAGGCGGCCCUACAACAGAACAAAGACACGUAUGAGCCUUUCUGCAAAGUUCCUGUCAUCACCUCAUCCAAGGAAGAACAAAAACUUAUUGCAACUUCAAAUAAGCCCGCCGUGAAGUUGCUCUACAACCGAAGUAACAACAAAUACUCAUAUACCAGUAACUCUGAUGACAAUAUGUUGAAAAACAUCGAACUGUUUGAUAAGCUGUCUCUGCGCUUUAAUGGGAGGGUCCUAUUCAUAAAAGAUGUCAUUGGGGAUGAAAUCUGCUGCUGGUCCUUUUAUGGUCAGGGCCGCAAGAUUGCUGAAGUCUGUUGUACGUCCAUCGUCUAUGCCACUGAGAAGAAACAGACCAAGAAAUGCCCAGCAUAAUCCAGCCACUGACCUGAAGUGCAGUUUACGACACCGAGAGCAAGGUAGAGUGCCUGCUGUCUACCUUACCACCUCCAAGUUGCUGAGGGUGGAAAAGAGGAGUCAGUUUUCUGUAGUGUUUGAACUUAAACAUUGCACA